AAUUAAAGUGUUGAAGUUUCUGCGGUUCUAUCACACACUUCAUUUGAGAGUUGAGGCCAGACUUCAUCCAAAAGCCUUAGUACACAGUAUAAAUCAGACCCAAGAGGUGCUUGAUCAACAAUUGUGCUGAAGAACUUUACUACGUCUAAACGUCCAUCAAUUCAAGGAGUCUGCAGCCACUGAUCAUGUACGCUUGGAUUUAUCACUGAAGCUGGUGUGUUUCAAGCUAGAAACAAUCAGCAAUAACUGUGCACGAUCUGUUUCGCAGUUCCUGCUCUACCAAGUAGUUCAUUACCAUGCCAAAUGGUGUAUGGGUUUUGGAAAAUAUCAACUCUGGCAAGUGGCAACCCGUUAGUGCUCAUGGAUCCACAUAUCAUAUCAUUACUCACUGCAUGAUAUGAUGAUCAAACUACUGGUAUUAAACUGGAAGUCCAGUCGGAACAUUGGUCACCGAACUGGUAUCAACAGUACGGUAUUAGAAUAUGCAUCAAAACCUUUUUGGUAAUAAUUAGGAUACCAAAUUAAAUAGGAAUCAAAAUAGAGUUUGGAGUAAAAUCUUCCCCAAUGUCAUUAUAUUUUUUACUCCAAAAUGGAGAUUUUGAAAGAAAAAAAAUAGUGUAAUAUUACUGUUUCCAUACUUGUGCUUUUGGAGACAGGAUUUUGUAUGCUCACACACACACACAUAUAUAUAUGCCAUGUUUAACUACCACAAACUUGUCAUUUUCCUUGUGGAAUACGAUGACAAACUACAUAUAUCUGGGAUUCACGUUCGCAGAUCUCCCAAGCGAUUUUACGCGAUUUUACUCUCAGAUCAGUUUUUGGAGGCAAAGAUGUAAUUACGUCGCAUACUCAUUAAAGAAUAUGCUGACCUCUUGAUACUGUCUCUCUUUAUUUGUUGUGGAACGUUUCUGUAAGUUUCUUGGUCUGUGUCUGCUGUGGCUUGAUGUUGAGCUAAAUCAAACAUAGAAAAUUGAGAAGUUAGAUGGAUUCUUGCUGCAACACAUUGGACCAAAAGCUGUCUCAGUUGGUGAAGAUUUCAUUGUAAAGCAACUGGCUUCUGGAAAUAUUACAAUGCAACCUGUGGCGAUGGAUGGACUAAUCAUCCUAUGCAUUGAAGUGAGUAGAUAAUGCUGAUAAAAUCAAGGGAGUUUGAAAGUCAACAAAGGUGUGCUUAAUAAUGCAAAAGAACCUUCGUGGAAAGAUUCGUUGUUCAACGCCUCAAAGUCGUCUCCUCCAUUUCACUUCCAAAAGAUUUUUAUACACUAUUAGCAGCAUCAUCGUUGCCAUUCUUUAAUGGCUCAUCCAUCUUCUUCCUCGUCUUUGGGUCCAACUAAGCGCCAGUUUGACGUGUUUGUGAGUUUCAGAGGCAAGGAUACUCGUAAUACCUUCACCUCUUACCUUCUUCAGUCCCUGCACCGGAAAGGUAUAGAUGCUUUCUUUGAUGGGAAACUCCGGCGAGGCAAGGACAUAUCAGUUCUCUUUGACAGGAUUGAGCAAUCAAAGAUGUCCAUCAUUGUCUUCUCAGAGAACUAUGCUAACUCCACCUGGUGCUUGGAGGAACUCUGGAAGAUAAUGCAAUGCAGAGAGAGGUCCGGUCAUGUGGUUUUACCAAUCUUCUACAAGGUCAGGAAAUCUGAUGUGGAGAAUCAGACAGGGAGUUUUCGAACUCCCUUCCAGAACCCAAAAGCGAGUUUCAAGGGACGUGAGCACAAAGUUGCGGCAUGGAAGGAAGCUCUAAAGACUGCUUCCAAUAUCCUGGGCCAUGUACUUCCUGAGGAACGACCAGAGUGUGAAUUUGUUGAAAAAAUAGCCACGGAAACUUUCAAGAUGCUGAAUGAUUUGUCUCCAUGUGAGAUCAGUGGCUUCCCAGGGAUUGAAUUUCGUUCAAAAGAACUGGAGGAGUUAUUGAUGUUCGAUAAUGCAAACUGUACCCGUACCAUUGGGGUCCUUGGCAUGACUGGAAUCGGCAAGACAACUGUUGCUGCUAGCGUUUACAAACGAAACUACCGUCGGUUUGAUGGCUACUGUUUCGUUGAAGACAUUGAGAAUGAGUCGAUAAGGCGUGGAUUGCCUCAUUUGCGUCAGAAGCUCCUAAGUAAAUUAUUGGACGAAGAAAAUGUGGACGUCAGAGCGCAUGGGAGAUUGAAAGAGUUCCUCAGGAACAAGAAGGUGCUUAUUGUGCUGGAUAAUGUGACCGAAGAGAAUCAAAUCGAAGUUCUCAUCGGACAGCGGGAACUGUAUCGGAAAGGAAGCAGGAUUGUUAUAACAACAAGAGACAAGAAACUGCUUGAGAACAAUGCUGAUGCAACGUACGUAGUUCCCAGAUUAAAUGACAGGGAAGCUAUGGAGCUUUUCUGCCUUGAGGCAUUUUCUGAAAACCUCCACUCCACGGAAGAAUUUAUGGAUCUAGCAGAGAACUUUGUGUAUUACGCUAAAGGACAUCCGUUAGCUUUGAAGUUGUUAGGUUCAGGUCUACGCCACAAGGAAAAAACAUACUGGAUGCAGAAAUGGGAGAGGUUAAGGGUAGUGCCAGACAAGGAGAUUCAGAAAGUGCUAAAAGUGAGUUAUGACACAUUAGAUGAUGAACAGAAGAGCAUGUUUCUGGACAUAGCAUGCUUUUUCAGGUCGGAGAAAGCAGAUUUCAUUUCGAGCAUCCUGAAGUCAGAUCGUGUCGAUGCUGCAGCUGUGAUGAGGGAUCUUGAAGACAAGUGUUUCUUAACUGUUUCUUAUAAUCGGCUUGAGAUGCAUGAUCUACUGCAUACAAUGGGGAAGGAAAUUGGAUAUGAAUCAUCUGUCAAAAGGGAAGGAAAACGUACUAGGUUGUGGAACCCCAAAGAUAUUCGCCAUGUGCUGGAGCAGAGCACGGGAACUGGUUGUGUUAGAGGCAUUUUCUUGAACAUGUCUAAUGUCGAAAGGAUCAAGCUAAGUCCUGAUGUUUUCAUGAAGAUGUCGAAUCUCAAAUUCCUGAAAUUCCACUAUUCUCAUUGUUCCCAGUGGUGUGAUAACAAGCAUAAAAUUCAGUUCUCUGAAGACCUUGAUCAUUUUCCGGACGAGCUUGUGUAUCUUCACUGGCAGGGGUACCCUUACGAGUACCUGCCAUCAGAAUUUAAUCCAGAGGAACUCGUUGAUCUCAGUCUGCGUCAUAGCUACAUCAAACAACUGUGGGAAGAUGAGAAGGUGCCACAGAAUACAGAAAAAUUAAGAUGGGUUGACCUCAGUCAGUCACAAGGCUUGCUGAAUCUAUCAGGUUUGUCCAGGGCCAAAAAUCUUGAAAGAUUGGAUCUCGAAGGCUGUAAGAGUUUGGUUAUGUUGGGCUCAUCAAUCGAACAGAUGAACAAACUAAUUUACCUGAACCUCAGGGAGUGCACUAGCCUUGAGAGUCUUCCGGAGGGAAUCAAUUUGAAGUCUCUAAAGACUCUGAUCCUCAGUGGCUGCUCAAACCUUCAGGAGUUUCAAAUCAUAUCAGAAAAUAUUGAGUCCCUUUACUUAGACGGCUCAACCAUACAACGAGUUGCUGAACGCAUUGAGAGUCUUCGCAACCUUAUUUUGCUGAAUCUCAAGAAUUGUUGCAGGUUGAAGUGUCUUCCCAACGAUCUUUACAAGCUGAAAUCUCUUCAGGAACUGAUUCUCUCUGGCUGCUCAGCUCUGGAGAGUCUUCCACCCAUCAAAGAGGAGAUGGGAUGCUUAGAGAUUUUGCUUAUGGAUGGAACUUCCAUCAAACAGACACCUGAAACGAUUUUUUUGAGUAACCUGAAGGUGUUUUCGUUCUGUGGAUCUAGCAUCGAAGAUUCCACAGAGUUGGCGCUGUUGCCUUUCUCAGGCAACUCUUGUCUUUCAGACCUCUAUCUGACGAAUUGCAAUAUCUACAAAUUGCCGGACAACUUUAGUUCCUUACACUCGUUGAGGUCUCUAUGCUUAAGCAGAAACAACAUUGAGACUCUACCUGAGAGCAUCGAGAAACUUCAUUGUCUGUUGUUUCUUGACUUGAAACAUUGCCGCAGGCUCAAUUCUCUCCCGGUGCUUCCACCUAAUAUACAGUAUGUAGAUGCUCAUGGGUGUGUUUCUCUGGAAAAAGUUGCAAAACCAGUGACAGUUCCCCUAGUAACUGAGAGGAUGCAUACUACUUUCAUUUUUACGGAUUGCUUCAAACUGAACAGAGCUGAACAAGAAGCUAUUGUAGCUCAGGCCCAACUCAAGAGUCAGCUACUGGCAAGGACAUCUCUUCAACAUAAUCAUAAGGGACUAGUUCUGGAUCCUCUGGUUGCCGUUUGCUUCCCAGGAAGUGACAUACCCUCAUGGUUCUGCCAUCAGAGUAUGGGAUCUUCGAUUGAAACCAACCUCCUUCCUCACUGGUGCAACAAUAAAUUUAUUGGAGCUUCCCUAGGUGUUGUUGUCACCUUCAAGGAUCACGAAGGUCGUCAUGCAAACCGUUUAUCUGUAAGGUGCAAGUGCAGAUUUCAAAAUCGAAACGGUCAGUCAAUCAGCUUUAGUUUCUGUCUUGGGGCAGGGAACGAGUCAUGUGGAUCAUCUUGCCAUGAACCACGGAAACUUGGAUCUGACCAUGUGUUUAUUAGCUUUAACAACUGUAAUGUGCCAGUCUUCCAAUGGAAUGAAGAGAUUAAUGACGGUAAUAGAUGUCGUCCCACUAGUGCCUCAUUUGAAUUCUACCUUACUGAUGGCACUGAAAGGAAGCUAGAAAGGUGCAAGGUGACAAGGUGUGGGAUGAGUUUGCUAUAUGCUCCAGAUGAGAAUGACCGUGGGUUUCAGGGAACUCGGGUUACAGAUACUGUUGAGCGUACAUCGAGUGAAGCUUUUGUACCCAUAAGAGGUCGGUCACACUCGCAAGUUGGAGAAAGAAGGAAUGGUAGAAUGAGAGAUGAAAUCCCCUUAUGAGUGUUUACUCCAAGACUGGAGGUUCUUGGUCUUGAGACCAACGAAAGGCAGUAGAAUGUUGCUUACUGGAAUUCUAUUUUUUUUUUCUUUUUUGUUUCUCUAAUAGCUUUCAUAAGUAUAUGUUAUCAUGUUAAAACACAAUUUACCACUGAAUUAGGAACUUGAAGACGUUGCAUUA
Molecule: messenger RNA, 5071 nt
Organism: Brassica napus (rape)
Lineage: Eukaryota; Viridiplantae; Streptophyta; Magnoliopsida; Brassicales; Brassicaceae
Product: disease resistance protein RPP2B-like
Exons: 8
Coding region: 1294-4893 (1199 amino acids)
Biological process (GO): defense response; signal transduction
Molecular function (GO): protein binding; ADP binding
Source: RefSeq, a predicted model, not a curated record